Papaver somniferum (opium poppy) is the source of this 2202-nucleotide messenger RNA. RefSeq lists its product as uncharacterized. The coding region runs from base 1 to 2202 and encodes 733 amino acids. Lineage: Eukaryota; Viridiplantae; Streptophyta; Magnoliopsida; Ranunculales; Papaveraceae. The record is from RefSeq and is a predicted model, not a curated record. The transcript is spliced from 3 exons.
AUGGGUGAAGAAAUACCCCGCAGUCUCAAGGAUUACAUGUACCCGACAAGGGCAAGCCAGCCCUCUUGCAUUGUUUUACCAGAAACCGCUGGUCAGUUUGAGUUAAAGGCGAGCACAAUACAUAUGCUCCAUGUGUUUCGAGGGGUUGAUGCUGAAAACCCCUACCACCACGUGAGAGAGUUUGAAGAGAUUUGUGGGACUCUGCGUUUCACUCAAAUGCCGGAAGAGUCCCUGAAAUUGAGACUGUUUCCUUUCUAUUUGAAGGAAAAGGCCAAGUCUUGGUUAUAUUCCCUGCAGCCAGAGUCAAUUAGGACAUGGGAUGAUCUUACGAAAGAAUUUUUCAGAAAGUUCUUCCAAAAUCACAAGACUGCGACCAUUCAUCAAAGUCUAGAUGUUGGCGCCCGAACAACAGUUGAGUCAAUGUGCAAUGGUUUAUUUAUUGACAAAAGUGCUGAUGAGUCUUGGACUUUCCUAAUUGAAGUUGCUGAAAAGACUCAGCAGUGGGAGUCCAUUCGUGAACCUAGGAAGACUGCCCCUGUAGCUGAUGUUCAUAGGAUUGAGUCUGACUUUGAGGGAAAUGCGAAAAUCGCAUCGUUGGCAAGGAGAGUAGAAGCGCUAGAGUUGCAGAAGAAUGUGAAACCUUAUGCCAGUACUAUCCGUGACCAUGUCGAAAUGUCUAUUUGUGCUGCAUGUAAUAGUUCUGACCAUCUAGUGGACAGUUGUCCAGAAAUAGUUGCAUUUCAGGAAUCUAGACUUGAACAUGCCAAUGCGUUGUAUCAUAAGCAAGAGAAUAAUCCCUGUUCUCAGACUUACAACCCAGGGUGGAGAAACCACCCUAGAUUUUCAUGGUCCAAGGGCCCUGUACAAGGGGGUACACCAGGAAACACACAAGGAUAUUCAUACCCUAGAAACCCCCAAAUGCAGUUGUACACACAACACCCUUCUGAGAAAAUUUUUUCUAGCAUUGAAGAAAGUGUCGGUCUGUUGACCCAAAAUCUUUUGCAAAAUCAGAAGACCACUGACCAAUGUUUUACUAGUCUAGAAAUUAAGAUAGUUCAGAUCUGUGAUGCGCUUGAUGAAAGGGAAAAGGGUAGGUUCCCAAGUCAGCCUCAACAAAACACGAAAGGCACAUUUCAGUCAAGUAUAUCUACUUGUAAUGAGACUGCACAUGUUGUCACCACUCUUCGUAGUGGUAAAGUUGUUGAUAACAACGUAGGCGUACCACAGACCAGUGAGUCUAAGUCAGACUCAUCAUUGCAUGCAACGCCACAGAAAACAUCUAUUGUAGAAAAUAAAUUUGAGCAUGUUUGUAAAUCUAAAAAUUUUACUGAUGUUAAUGUUUCUUUACCAACUAAUAUUCCUGUUGCUCCAUUUCCUCAAAGGUUGGUGCAGCAAAAGAAAAGCACCCAUUUCAACGAGAUGUUAGAGAUGUUCAAACGAGUUAACAUCAACAUCCCGUUUCUCGAGGCAAUUAAUCAAAUCCCUGUAUAUGCUAAAUUCCUUAAGGAUUUGUGUACACAAAAGCGCAAGCUUAAUUUAGGUCUUGGAGAGUUAAAACCAACACCUAUAACUCUUCAAUUGGCGGACAGAUCCGUCAAAGUUCCUCGUGGUGUGGUUGAGGACGUUUUAAUCAAGGUUGAUAAGUUUUAUUUUCCCGUGGACUUCAUUGUUUUAGAUACUCAACCUCUGCAAAACCAUGACUGUCACAUUCCUGUAAUUUUAGGACGUCCCUUCUUGGCGACGUCCAAUGCAAUUAUAAACUGUCGUAAUGGAGUGUUGAAACUGUCGUUUGGUAACAUGAAUGUGGAAUUGAAUGUGUUUAAUGUUAGUCAACAGCCUAUGGAUCUUGAUGAUAAUGAUGUGCAUGAAAUUAAUAUGAUUGAAAGCUUGAUUCAAGAUUCACUGUCUAACACUUUAUCAGUUGAUCCUUUGCAAGCAUGUAUGGAAAAUAUUAACUUGGAUCUGUAUGAUUCUGAGUACAUUAGUGAAGUCCACUCUUUGCUCGAAUCUGUGCCUCAUAUGGACGUCACUAAAUGGCAGACUAAAGUGGAACUACUCCCACUUUCUGAUUCCAAGUCUGUUCCAUCUCUUGUUGAGCCACCAAAGCUUGAACUGAAACCAUUGCCUGAUACUCUUAAAUAUGCAUUUUUGGGAUCUUCCAAUACUUUUCCUGUAGUCAUUUCAUCUGCAUUAGAUAUAUAA